UAGCAGAAAGCCGCUUCAUGCAUGACAGACGCCUUCUUUGUGGAGUCCAUUUUCACAUAGUGCAUUUUUCGGUCCAGCCGUGAGCCUGAGCAGUGAAAACCAAAAUAAACUGCUGAAGAAUUCACCUUGCAGCAGUGAAAAGUUCGGUUUUUCGUUUUCUACUUGUGUAAGGUGUACCGCUGGUGUCCAGUCAAAAGCCAAUUGAACUAGUCAAUCGAUUUUUCUCGCCGUCUGCUAAGUGGGGUACUUCUCGCCUUCCCCACAACCGACGUCGCGGCCGGGAACGUGUCGUUUUCUGUGUUAUGGUUGGUGUGUCGACGAAGGAUAAACCAUUCCCAAACAUGUCCCGUAGUGUCCGUGCCGAAACUCGUGCCAGUAAGAAAGAUGACGUUAAAAAGUUUAUGCUCUCGAUGGACCGCGUCCGCCGUUGGGAGAAGAAGUGGGUUACAAUCGGGGAGACCUCGAUGAAAAUCUUCAAAUGGGUGCCGAUCUCGAGUAAGGAAAAUAAAAAAGGCCUACUGAAGAAUGCCUCCGGAGUCGGUGGUGUUAAUGCCAGUAACGGCUUAAGCAACUCGGUUACCAACGCGGCGACAGUCAACAGCAAUAGUAACAGCAACAGCAGUGAAAAUAAGGAAAACAGCAGAAAACCUGGCACAGAUUCCAACUCGAACUCGAAUUUUGCAUUGACUACGGAGGAUUCCAACACCUGUUUCUCGCUUGUAAGCGAUUCCCAGGGAGCGACUGAGUUCGUCUCUAACAUGCCCUUCUCCGAAGAUUCAAACUCACAGGGCUCCGACAGUGCACCAAAGCGGUUAAAAAGUGACUAAAAGCACUGUUGAACGUACACAAAAAGAAAAAGAUUGACCCAUAUUAUUCGUAAGUUAUCCCAUCAUUAAUUUCCGUUGUUCGAUAUUGAUGAUUGAUUUGUACAAACUUGCUGUGAGAAUGAAAAAAAACAGUGUUAGCAAUUAGUUCUAGAUA
Wyeomyia smithii (pitcher-plant mosquito) is the source of this 981-nucleotide messenger RNA. It is a transcript of the gene BCL7-like, whose product is annotated as B-cell CLL/lymphoma 7 protein family member B-B. The record is from RefSeq and is a predicted model, not a curated record. Lineage: Eukaryota; Metazoa; Arthropoda; Insecta; Diptera; Culicidae. The transcript has 2 exons. Bases 303 to 827 code for a protein of 174 amino acids.